UUUAUACUAAUUGUCAGAUUGAUUAUACUGAGAUCUUGCAUACUUAAAUUUGCUGAAUUUCUGGGAAAUAUGGAUAUACUUGGUCUUCAUCAGUUCAUUGCGGCACCAAUAAAAAAUCUUUUUCGAUUUCAACGUAUUAAAGAAAUUAAAACUUUGCAUGCAUUGGGUAUUUUGAUUGGGCCUAUAAAUGAAAUGCUACUCUGCUUGUAAGUGGACAAAGAAGUAAUGUUUCCUAUGGAAGAUUCAAAUCAUAUGGAUAUUCGAUUAUUGAAUCUUUACAAUGUUUGGGAACAUAUGGAACAUUAUCGUCGAAUGUAGAUUGACAAAAUAAAAUGGAUGAAUCCUCCAGCGUGUAGCAAUGAAGCAUAUACACCUACCUCUGUAGAACACAUAGCAAAUGUAGCUACUCAUGGGAUUUGGGUUGUACCAUCUGUCAUAGGUAGCUGGGAACUGGUCCACCGUUCUAUAACAUGGACCCAAUUAGUAUCAGCUUAUGUAUAUGGUACAUCUCUGAUUCUUAUUUUUACGGUUUCGACAUUUUUCCACAGUGUACAUUAUUGCAAUAAUAACAGACAGCUUAAAGAAACGUUGCAUCGUUGUGAUCGUGCCAUGAUUUACAUUUUUAUUGCUGCAAGUUAUUUUCCUUGGUUAAAUGUAGAUCAUUUUCCAGAUGAUGAAGUAUUAUUUAUAAUGCGUUAUGCUGUUUGGAUUAUGGCAAUAUUGGGUAUAGUGUAUCAACAAAUCUUCCAUGAACGAUAUAAAAUGUUAGAAACAAUUUUUUAUGUAAUUAUAGGAAUUGGUCCUAGUUAUGCUAUUAUUAAUGCAUAUAAUCAAUAUAACAUUACUGAAUUAAAAUUGGGAGGAUUGUUUUAUAUUUCUGGCAUUGCAUUUUUUAAAUCUGAUGGAAGAAUACCAUGUGCACAUGCGAUUUGGCACCUUUUCGUUGCUGUCGCAGCUGGACUUCAUUAUUAUGCCAUAUUAAAUCAUGUCUUUCCUAUAGUGUGUUCAUCAGAUAAUUUUAUGACAGCAGAUGUACCAUCAUUACCAAAACUGUUAAAUUCUCAUAUUGAAGAAUUAUAAAAAAUUUUAUAAUAUUGAUUUUAUAUCACAUCAAACAUUUUAUGAGAAUUUUUAAUACAAAAUUAAUAAAGUAA
Messenger RNA from Frieseomelitta varia, 1154 nucleotides. Its product is annotated as monocyte to macrophage differentiation factor 2. Gene Ontology annotation, molecular function: pore-forming activity. The transcript has 5 exons. The record is from RefSeq and is a predicted model, not a curated record. Bases 337 to 1080 code for a protein of 247 amino acids. Lineage: Eukaryota; Metazoa; Arthropoda; Insecta; Hymenoptera; Apidae. Gene Ontology annotation, cellular component: membrane.